AUGAACCACCGGAAAUAUUGCUGCAUCGCCACUCCACCACAACUCAGAAUUCUACUUACGGUGCAAAUAUCUGCAGGCUACCCGAGUUUUUCGAAGGAGUGCGUGCAAUUCGCGUUGCAGACCAACAGCAACCUCAUGGUUUUCCUCUUCCUCGGCAUUAGCAUCGAUUGGAAUGCUGUCGAGAUCGUUAAACCAAAAGUAUCUUUUGGAGCAGCUGCCGUGGUUCUAAUUCUUGCUAAUGAUAACAUCAUCGUGUCCACAAAGAUAAUCCAACUACUUAGGUUUGGAAGGUUCUGCGUUGCCGGACUGGUCCCGUUGCUUACAUACUACAAUGGCGGAGAAGCAGGACGAGUCACUUCACCGAGCGGCGUGGGACAUCUUGAGUCUCUACUUGAGAUCAAACCUGACACCCGCGGCUUCCCUAUCCCGCCAAACCGCAAAGCCAGUGCUCACAAAGCUGUGACCUAUAUCAACAGCCUCCCACUGAAAGCCGCUAUGCUCCUCUAUACAAUAGCCUUUGCCGUCCCGAAGAGCAUAGCCGAUGCCACCGAAGGAAAGGUUCGUGUGCUCCUCAACAAGCACGAGAUCCUCAAGCGCGAACCACGAAAUACCAGUAUGGCCUAUGACACCCUCCCCGUGAAUCAGUUGAAAAGUCCAGCAGCAUCACCGCGUGGCUUCUCAAGUGUCAUAUUUGUGUGGCAUGGGACGGCUUAA
Paraphaeosphaeria sporulosa is the source of this 714-nucleotide messenger RNA. RefSeq lists its product as uncharacterized. NCBI's taxonomy places the organism in Eukaryota, Fungi, Ascomycota, Dothideomycetes, Pleosporales, Didymosphaeriaceae. The record is from RefSeq and is a predicted model, not a curated record. The transcript is spliced from 4 exons. Bases 1 to 714 code for a protein of 237 amino acids.